Mytilus californianus (California mussel) is the source of this 1414-nucleotide messenger RNA. RefSeq names its product glutamine synthetase-like. The transcript has 7 exons. The coding region runs from base 113 to 1303 and encodes 396 amino acids. NCBI's taxonomy places the organism in Eukaryota, Metazoa, Mollusca, Bivalvia, Mytilida, Mytilidae. The record is from RefSeq and is a predicted model, not a curated record. Gene Ontology annotation, cellular component: cytoplasm. Gene Ontology annotation, molecular function: glutamine synthetase activity.
GUAAACAAUCCGUUAUAAGCAUCGUAAGGUAAACUGUCAAUGAACUUGUAACCUCUCUUACCUGGGUCGUCGUAAAUGAAGAUAACAAUUGCUAAGGACAUAAAGUAACAUCAUGACAACUCACAAGUAUGAUUUGAUGAUUCCAGAAAUCCCAUACAGAGGGAAUCGGGUUGUCUUAGAAUAUGUUUUUGUCAAUCACACUGGUUUUGAGUUAUGCUCUAAAACAAGAGUUGUCGAAAAAGAGCCAAAAAGUGUUGAAGAAUGUCCAAUGUGGGAUAAUUAUAUGUGGAAUGAUGUUCGUGGCAGACUUGAAGAUUUGAAAGAUAUGAUUCUGAAACCGGUGGCAAUGUUCGAGAAUCCUUUUUACAAAAGUCCACACAAGCUAGUACUAUGUGAAUUUUGGAUAACAAAGGAUCAACCUGCAGCCAUAAAUACACGCCAGACCUGCAAAAAAACAAUGGAGAAGCUUGAUUAUGAUCAAGCUACUGGUUACAGACCCAAACAACCUUUUGAACCAUGGUUUGGUAUUGAACAAGAAUACUUCGUGACUGCAGAAGAUGGAAUUCCUAUCAGCUACGAACCUGACAAGUUUGAUUAUGAAUCAUUGGUACUCGUCACCAAAAUUGGUCAUCAACAUGCCAAAAAUGUCGGCAUAGAGCGAGAGUUGUCAAAUCGUCAUCUGAUGGCAUGUCUAUAUGCUGGUGUUGAUAUAGGUGGAAAUAUUAGAGAAAAUGAUGCAUCACAGUGGGAGUAUCAAAUAGGACCUUGUUCCGGUGUAUCUAUUGGUGACCAUCUGAAUAUGUCAAGGUAUAUACUACAUCGCCUUGCUGAGAUGUUUGGACUCCGAGUAACUCUUCAUCCGGUUCCUGUACAUGAAUCACCGUUUACCUCUAGUGGACAUCUGAACUUCAGCACCAGUCAAAUGAGAGCUAAAGGAGGAAUUAAAUUUAUUCGACAUGCAAUAGACAUGUUAUCGAAGUCAGAUGAAGAUGCCCUUCUGAAAAUGUACGACCCUACACUUACACAAGAGAACAAAGAAAGGUUGACAAAUACAUCUAGCCCUUGGCAUCCACAGCUUCAUAAAUUUAUUUAUGAUGCUACCAACAAAGCCAAAUCGUCCGUUAGAAUUCCACCGCUUGUCAUCGUGAAUGAGUGUGGAUAUUUAGAAGAUCGUCGACCGUCGUCAACUAUAGAUCCGUACGCAGCUGCUGAGGGUAUCGUGAAAGCAUGUAUUUUUGGAGAUUUUCUAAAUCCUGGCUUUGAAUCUCUUAAAGAUGUCUCUUUUUGGGAUAGCAAUCCAUAAAAUUAUGAUAAUGAAAUGAUAUAUGUUUCAGGAUUAAAAUGUCCAACUUGUGUAUCAAUCAUUGUGUUGUAAAACUGAAACUAAGAAUAAUAAAUUUGAAGUUUUUGAAGU